CUUACUUUGCAAAAACAUGUUUAGGCACGCAGGAAUCCAAUGAUCUUCUGGGCAUGUUCAGACAUCUUGCCCAACCUGGCCUAAACUUGCCCGAAAGUGUUCUGCGAUCUGAUUGGGCGCAGGUGAAAUGUACAUAUUUUCAUCUCGCUUCUGAUUGGCUACUUCAAACCGGAAAAGCAUUCAAUGUAAACAAUAUAAACGCGACAAAAGAGCGAAACAGUCAAAACACUGCAAGACAACGCAAUUCUAACGAAUUUCUUUGUGAAUUUGAGACGAUUUUUACACGAUGUCUAGCUCAAACGAUACUACAGUACAUCUCCGUGUUUCUGUCGAGGCUAGCCAAGGCUCUAGAAAAUCGAUGGAGGAUUAUACAUCAGUUACAAUCGAACCGCGCCAGGACAGGGAAUGCUUCUUCGCAGUUUUUGACGGCCAUGGUGGUCACCAGGCAGCCUUUUUUGCGAGGCAAAAUCUCUGGAAAACCAUUCAGAAACAAAAGGAUUUCUAUUCCAGCGAUCCUGACGAAGUUGGCAAAGCCAUCAAACGGGCGUUUGUCGAAAUACAUACAGCCAUGUGGAAGGAGAGAGGUAAACUUCUGAAAAUUUAUGAAAAGCAGAAUUUGAAAAUUAUGUAUAUUGUGCCAGAUGCUGCAUUAUUUUUAUAUUCAUGAGUUUCAUUGAAGGAUCUAUUACAUGUAAACUGCACGAAAAAUGUCAAGAUGUAAGGCUUUCGCUAUUAACGUCGACAGUUUAUAAUUAUUACUGUAAAAUCCUUCAACCGGCUCGUGGACUCGAAGUCUCGAACAUAUUUAGAUAAAUUUUGUAUGUAUAUAGAUACCAAUAUUUGAGGAAUAGUCUAAAAUAGAUUUAGCACACGUUCUAUGCAGUUACUAGAAGAAAUAUAAUCGUGGUUUUAUAGUAUAAAUAUAGUACAUAGUACUUUCGAUUUGUGAUAUUUCAUGAUCAGAUAUUCCUCGUGGUAUUCCACAAAUUUACAUUACCAAAUCUUGUCAAUUCGCAACAUACAUCUGGCUAAAAAUACGAGAAAUAUAAUGGUAAAAUCGAUCAUAGUUUUGUAUUGUUAAAGUAGAGUAUAUACGUAUAUAGUAAUUUCGAUUUUGAAGGAAAUAUCAUUGUAUAGUGUUCUACAAUUUUACAGUAUAUAUUGUAGAUUUUACAGUACAUUGUAGAUACAAAAUAUCUUGGUAAAUAGGACAUUUACUAUUGAAGGCAUGGCAUUGAAAUAAGAGUCUAAACUAUUGUAUAGCUCUAUGAAUUUAAAAAGAGUAUGUUUAUAAUUUUUGACAAGUAGAUUUCCGUAGGAACAAAUGCUCAGACAUUCGGUAACACAAGUCGAGCGCAAAAUUGAGAUAUAGUAAAUAAACUAUAAACUACAAAGCUUUUUGAAACCAUUCGAACCAGUUUUCUUCAGUUAUAAACCUACUGGCGUCUGUGAAGAUCAAAGAGGGUGCUUUUAGCUGUACGUAUGAAAUUUUACAUAAAUAGAAAUAUCCGGUAUAAUACGAGGAAAAUGUCAUCAGCAUUGAAAUGCAAUGCAAAUUUCAAUCAACACCGAAAUAUUAAAUUUAUACGAAUGAAACUUAACACUUUUGAAAUUUGACUUAUCUUUUUCUCUGCUGUAGGGAUUUCAGAAUUCUCUUUUAUUAAUUUAUCUGUUUUGUUGCUAUCCAAAGCGUGCAUUGAAUUGCCGCUAUAUAAGUAUUUACAAUUUUACUGUAAAAUAUAAAUAUUGAUAAGUUGGUAAUUUGUUUUUAUUGCAUGACAGUUCGAAUAUAGCUUGGCAGGAUGCCAUAAAUUUACAUAACACCUUGUCUGUCAUGCAUUAAAUAUUUUUGCCCGCCAAAAUUUGUAACACACAGAUUAAUUAAACCCAUUGAGCACAAGCGCUCUCCCCCCUUGACGAGUAAAAUAAAUUUUAAAAAUGAUAGCCCAAAAGAAUAACAAUGCGAUGAUCCUUAUGUUUUGUCGUAAGUGACUGACUAGGGUAGGACUUGAACUGACAGUAUAUAAAACAGUAUUUGCAUACAGUACAACAAAAAUAGUAAAUAAGGGCACUUUCCAUUAACACAGCCAGAUCGGUCAAAUUGUUGAAUGGAACAGAAAACUAGGGGUGCACAGGAUAUAGUAUCCGGAUAGUGACAAAAUCGUACUAUCCAGCCGGAUAUUUACUGUUAACCGGCUGGAUACCGGAUAUUUUUUUUCAUGAAGUGUACUAAAUUUCUGUUAAUUGAAACAUAAAAAAUACUAAAAAAAUAGAAACCCAAAAAAGGACAUGUGAAUGUCUAGCCAUUGAUAUAAUUGAAUGAAUUAACUAUUUGCAGCUUUUGGCGCUAAAAACCGUACUAAAUCCAAUCGCACAAAAACUUCGGAAGCUUUCGACAACAUUGUGAAUGGUGGAAAAAGUUAAAAACAGAUUUUUAGUUAACCAUAAUUGAUUAUUUACUCAAAAAUUCAAAAAAAUAGUGUCACCUUAUGCACUAUAAUACAUGGACGAGAAAAAUCCUUAUAUGUAUUAUAUGUCAAGUAUUCAAAUUGAUAAAAUAUCCGGCCGGACUUUUUUAAAUAUCUGGCAAAUCUGGUAUCCGGCCGGAUAGUAAAAAUCACUAUCCGGUGCACCCCUACAGAAAACGUUUGGGUUUUGGACCUAUCUGACCGGAAAAUUUAGAUAAGAUUAGAAUGAGGACAAUUUUCGUUAGAUAUUUGAGAAACAAAGACCAGACCUUUCCAUUGAUACAGAUACAAAAAUUCGUCAAAUUCGGGUCUGACCGGUCAGGCCAUUAAAUGGAAAGUACCCCAUAUACAUAUAUAAAAAAUAUAUAAAAAAAUCAUUUCACACUAUAAUAGUAGACCUAAAUAAUAGCGAUGGGCGAUACCACCAGUAUCGGUUUCGAUACGAUACCGAUUACUUUUUGGUUAAAGUAUCGAGGUAUCGAUUACCCAAACGAUUACUUCCUCCAAUUUUCAAAAAGUUACAUAUUUUUAACAGUAACGAUUUGAUCCGCCAUUUCAAUCCAUAAAAAAAUCAAAAAUUACUUUAUUUCCCGCCUUUUUUAUAAUUUAUUCUGUCAGUGAGAAUAGAAUGUCAAAUAAAGUAUAAAGGAAGUUUGAUUAAAUUGAUAAAUGCAGCAAAAUACCAAAAAGUACAUAAAUUUUAUUAGAAAUAACCAUGAAAACGAUGACACAACUACAGGAUUAUAAUGAAUGUCUGAUUUUAAAAGUAAUCGAAACACUUUUUCGAUACCGUGCAGUAUCGACUACUUCCUGUUUGGGCCUGGUAUCGGGUGGUAUCGAUAGCAAGUAAUCGGUAAUCGCCCAUCACUACUAAAUAAAAUCCACUUUAGUCUAUGGAAAUCCAAGACGACCUUCAUUGUGGUUCAAUGCAUUUUUUUAACUGAGCCAGACAUGUUGACUGACAUGUAGUACAUCCAAAAUAUUUCUCCCAUUAAAUUGGCCCAAAACAUUACUGUAAUGUUUCUCUUGUUCACAUUUGCUUGAUUAAUUAACAAAGUUUUGCAAAUUUUUGCUGACAUCAGUAAUAAACAGACAUCCUACUGAAUGACAAUUGUAUGUUCCCAUGUGACCAUAAUUCUCCAAUCAGAAAGCUUUGUUUGUGGGCGAAUGAAGUCUCCCAAAAUUUGAAGCCAUGCCGCCAGGCAAUUAUUACCUGAAUAAAUGCCUGUCCGCAGGCUAAUUGAUUAUUUAAUUUGUGCUCAUACUAGGCACGUUCGCUGAAUCUGCAGAUUCCAAAUUAGUUUGAAUCAUAUUUAUGCUGAUAGUACAGUGUUUUUAUGUUAUGCUUAAUGAAGAUCUGGUAUAUCAACAAGUAUAAUUUGUAUUCCUUUUAACAGAUUCUUGGCCCAAGACAAAGUAUGGUACCCCAAGUACAGCAGGAACGACAGCGUCGGUGGUGAUCAUGCGGGGUCACCAUAUGUUUGUCGCCAACGUGGGGGACUCUAGGGUGGUCCUUGCACAAGAUGCAGGAGAGGGGUUGAAGGCGGUGCCCUUGACAGGUGACCACAAACCAGAGGACCCCCUUGAGGCACAAAGAAUCAAGUCACUUGGGGGUCAAAUAGGAAGGAGCAACGGCGUCUUUCGUGUUGCGUGGAACAGAGUCAGCCAAAUUGGCAGACAUCGAGGGCCGGUUCUGCGCAGCACAAAGAUGGAAAGUGUCCCGUUCUUGGCCAUUGCACGCUCGCUUGGUAAGCAAGUUUACAUAUUAAUGACCGAUGUUUUUUAAAGGUUAAUGUUUAAUUUAAAUGUGUAUUAUUGCAAACUAAACUUGCAUAGCAAUUUUAAGAAUGCCUUUUAGAACACAUGCAAAAAUGUUGUAAUAACGGCUUAUUGACCAAGCGUGAGGUCUGUACUGUGAAAUAUCAGACCGAGGUUUUUUAGUAUGGACCGAGCGACGAAGGAGCGAGGUCCAUGCAAAAAUCAGAGGUCUGAUAUUUCACAGUACAGACCAAACAAGCGAGGUCAAUAAUCGGUUUGUUAUAUGGCUGAACAGAGUCAGUGAGCAUAUGCUUUUCACUGGGUAACAAUAUACGGUAGGCAUGCAUGCUCAAUCAAAAACAAUUUGGUUGUUUGAAAUUUCUAACUGUAAAUUUUAAUGACACACAAUUGGAAAAUUAAAAAGCAAAAAUUUGUUCUGUUUACAAAGCAAAAAUUUUCCACCAGAUAAACGACAUCCAGGACACUGGUCCAGAUACGGAAAAAAGCCAUAUGAAAAGCCAUAUAAUAAAACGUUAUUUAAACUUUUAUUUUAUACUAUUUUAUUUUUAAUGCUUACUCCUAAAAAUAUUUUUAAUAUCAAACUCACCCUACAUUAGGAAGAGUUACAUAAAUUAUGUGUUUAAUAUGCAUAUUUACAUCAAUGAGUUUAAUGCAUAUUUAUUAUUUUAUUUCCUAAUUAGUAGCGCGAGGCGGUUUCCACAGAAACCCGAAAACCGACCGGAAAAAAACGAGUGAACCGGGUUUUUUAAAAAAUACGUUCGAAAAUCAAAUUUCAAACAAACUCUCUUCAGUUUUUCGUGUGUAAAUGCCAAAACGUGAUUGAAUUGCAUCAAACUCGUAUAAGUAUGGUUCGAUUUCAGUAAAAUACCGAUUUUUCAUAGUUUCCCCCCGUUUUAUUCGGUUUUUCUCGAAAAGUAACAUCGAGUAUUUCAGAGUAUCUUUUUUUCCAGUUUACAGAAAAACCGCCUCACCCUACUAAUUAGUACCAUACUUUAAUUUAAGUAUGUAGUAUUUAAAAUUUUUUUAUUAAUUAAAUAAAAAUAUUAUUUUUAAGGAAAAAAUUAUUUUCUUAUCACUUCUUUUCAAAGAAGAAAAUAGUGUUUGUAAACUUUGGCUAUUUUUAGUGAUUGACCAAUAAUUAGUGUUAGCAUCGGGCCAAUUUUUGCCUUAUCUAUAUUUCCGAUUGUCUAAAUAAAAAAGUGGUACGGGUACCAAUUUUAUCUGUGCCGUACCAAAAAUUGAGCGUAGUGUAAACAGGGCUUAAAUUAAAACAGAUUGUUGAGAAAAUAUGCACUUUAAAAUGAUAUGCAUUACAUGUUAAUACACGUUGUGUUGUAACGCAAAAUGUUAAAUUAAGGCAUGAAGCAUGCCAUUUAUUAACAGUUUUAACAAUCUUUGGUUGCAGUAACAUGUUACGUUGGAAAUUAUCGUUAAAAAUUCGACAAGAGCGACAUCAGUAUCACCUUUACUCAGUCGACUGAUAUUAUGACGUCAUUAUAAAAUUGGUAUUGGGUAGAUUGUGGGAUGAAAAAUCGGUAAUUGUUGCACUAUCGGUCAAUCACUAGUUAUUUUAUUGUGUUAAAAUAAACAAUAUUUUAUUGUUUAUACAUUUUACUAUACAUUUUAUUGUUUUUUAAAAAAAAAUUAAAUUAUGGGUAAAUAUUUUUUAAAGGUGAUCUGUGGAGUUUCAACCCCCUCGUCGGAGACUUCCUCGUGUCUCCUAUUCCCGAUGUCCACUACAGGCUUAUCGAUCCUCGGAGAGAAAAGUUUGUGGUGCUGGCAUCGGAUGGUCUGUGGAAUGCAAUGAAGAACAAGGAGGUCGUGCAUUUCAUAGACAACAUCGAGAAGAACGUCUUCGACAUGGACUGGAAGGACGAUGUCACCCACAGGUGGGUGCUACGUAUUCAUAGCAUUGUUAAAGGGUUUGUAAAAUUUAUAAAAAAGGCAGAUGACAAAGAGGAAAAACCGCUGCUAACAAACCAGGUCUCAAUCUUUUUAAGUUACCAUCAAAUCAAGUUACCAUGACUUGUCUUUUUAAUACCGUCUUGUGAUAAAAGACACAGUCUUGCAAUAAAAGAAGACACACCCAGAUAAUUUUUGACUAUGGCAAAUGCAAAAGUAAAAAGGAAAGUGCCACUCCAUAAAAGGCUCUUGCCAUUUAUCUUUUAGUAACAUUUAGUUCACAUCCAAAAUAAUUUUUUUUCUGACAACAAUACCGAUAUUAGAAACUAUAAAGGAAAGUUCCACAGGCAGAUAAAAAGGGACAGUAUGAGACGUCUUUACGUUGCCACAUAACCCAAGAUUGUGCCCAAGGAAAGAUGUAUGUUCAAGUAGAUGUUAAAUCCACUCAACAAAAAGCAAUGCGAAGGCAUCGCACAGAUACAUUUCUUUCACUGCAAAAAAACCAUGGAGAAAAUUUUAACUAUGAACACCUUUGGCGAUUUUCAAGUGGGAUUUGCUAUAGGAGGAUGCCCAUAUUGAUACGAAAGUUUGAAUGUGAAUUUUUGAUGGCUAACAUCAUCCUAACCCUAACUCUUGUUCUAAAUAAUCAUGGUGCAAAUCUGGGCCGGGGGGGCGGUGAAUAGGGGUAUACAAAUCCUCCCAAAUUUGAAGCAAAAUCCGCCAAUGGUCUUGUCUAAAUUUGGAUCCGCUUAGCCUGCGAACAGGCUCUCAAGUUGAAUUGAGAGCCUGCAUCGAUGACUAAUGAAUUUGAAUAUCUGCGUCUCAAAUCGUGACGCGAAAUUCUCACUGGUCAGAUCAGGGUCAGAUGCUAUAAUUUAUACGUUUCCGCUGAGCUCUAUAUAUGUCAACUGCUGAACUAUGC
This is a messenger RNA of Paramuricea clavata, 7071 nucleotides long. NCBI's taxonomy places the organism in Eukaryota, Metazoa, Cnidaria, Anthozoa, Malacalcyonacea, Plexauridae. The record is from the annotation of a GenBank genome assembly.